AUUUUCAGUCGAUUUGACCUUUUUAUUUGGAUUUCAGCUCUGGUUCAAACUACGUUUAUCAAUCAACGAAACAGCAAGCGCGAAUUCACCUCGAGUCUGGGUGUGAUCACCCGUUUUUCGCCAUUUCCUCUUCGUUCGUUACCAGGAUGAACGAUGGGGAAAACUAUUGGAAUGCGUUUCGAUCGCACAAAAGAUCUGCCACUGAUGGACCGACCCUUUCGCCAUGGAUGGUCACAGUUUUACAGGCGACAAAGCUACUUCUUUUCGCACUUUGUAAUAUAGUAUUAACACUUGGAUCAGUUUUUUCGAAACUCAUCGUAUUGAUCAUGGCUACUAACAUCGUCCCUCGAGCUCAUCUCAUUGGGAAAUUCGCCAGGAAAUGCACGAAAGCCGCCGUUCGACGUACAUCUACAACAACUGCGGGAAUAUAUCUGUCGCUACUAUUGAUUCAGUGUUUCCCUGAUACUAUCAAUCUGAUACGUUCUGGCAUAGAUAUGUGGAAAGGACAAUGUGGUCAACUCGUCAAGUCAGUGGUUGUUCUGGAAUCUCUUCGAGCAAUCGGACUCGCCGUUCUGAGCUUCCACGUUUUCCCUCAAUUGGAUCUCGCCAGAUGCCUUGUUCUCAGCGCAUGCUUCCCACUUGUGGCUGUGUUGCAAAGAUCUUUGGUAGCAAUGGUUUCUGCUGCUAGAACAGGAAGAUCAUUCCGAAAUCGUCUCGGCCGAUGCUUCGUUGCAAUUCCACAUGUCAUUAUGUUCUUGGUUCUCAUGAGUAGCUGUUAUGUUUGGGCGCUAUUUGAUAACAAGUUCACAGCUAUAAUUGCACUUCCGAUUGGAGUAAUUUGCACUUCAGCUGGCUUUUGGGAAUCUUGGAUUGACACAACGCAUUCUGGUACUUCAUUUGAUGAGUUAUACAGGCUCAAAUAUGCUGUACGGAAGAUGAACACCACCACGAAACUUAUUGUUUCCCUCAUGCGCAUCGUUUGUACAGUUUCAGUUCUGGUAUCUGCUGUCUAUAUUAACGAUCACAAGAAGCUUAAUUCAUCUCAUUUUGUCAAGGCAUUCUUUAGUUUCAGUACACGGCAACCCCACACGAGGCUUCUUCUACUAGCCACCGGAAUCAUUGUUCUCCAUUUUGUCAUGCGAGGGAUUUCACGCUUCUUGGCUGCUCUUGAUCUGCAUCCGUUCUCUUUCGUGCACCCACUCUCCAUUGCUCCUCUCAUCGCUUAUGGAUACGUCCGUUAUGCUUGCCAAUCACCCACAUGUUCAAUAGCUCGACGAUUGGCUAGAUUUGGUCUUCAUUGGGUGUGUGAUCAAUGGUUCCAAAGCGCACGAGGAAUCGCAUCUCCGGACUUUUACAUUUGCCUUAUUUGGUUGUUGGUAGGAUGCUAUAGAGGAUGGAGAUUGGUUAGACAACGAUACUUUGAUACGAACGAAGAAAUCAUCUCUUCAAUGCCUCCUGUCUGUAAUGGCCUCUGCAUCGAGCAAUCUCUUGUGGUAUUCCAACAUUCACUGAAUCGGCAAGAAAAAACUAUGCUUACCGAAGAAGAAGACAUAUCGGAUGAGAAUGAUGAGCUACGAAUUCGAAACGAUGAAGUUGACAGAGUGUCUACGGUUUAUGGAUGUGCAACCAUGUGGCAUGAAACAGAAACCGAGAUGCGACAAGUACUUCGUAGUAUUCUGAAGCUUGAUGUGGAUCAUGCGACACGUAUGAACAACAAGAAAGCUAAUGAACUUCGAUACCGAUUGGAAGGUCACAUUUUCUUCGAUGACGCAUGGGAAGAUGUCGAAGAAGAUGGAAUAGAGAAAAGGCAGCCAAAUGAAUACUUCAACAUGUUCUUUGACUUGCUCAAUGAAAUGACUGGUGAAAGAUUAAAUGAAGAAGGAAAGAUGGAAACAAGAAUUCUCGUCAAUACACCUUACGGUGGUCGUCUUGUUGUAAAACUUCCAUCAGGAACUUUACUCUUCGUACAUUUGAAGGAUAAAAAGAUGAUUCGACACAAAAAGCGAUGGAGCCAAGUUAUGUACAUGUAUUACCUUCUUGGUCAUCGUAUCAUGGAUUGCCCACUUUCUAUUGAAGAUAGACAACAGAUGGCUGACAACACGUUUAUUCUGGCUAUUGAUGGAGAUUCUAAGUUCGAACCUGACGCACUUCUUCGUCUUCUCCACUUGAUGAAUGCGAAAAGUGAUAUUGGAUGUGCUUGUGGAAGAAUUCACCCAAUUGGAAAUGGUAUAAUGGUUUGGUAUCAGAAGUUUGAGUACGCUAUUGCUCAUUGGUUUCAAAAGGCUGCUGAACAUGUUUUCGGUUGUGUCCUUUGUGCGCCUGGAUGUUUCUCAUUGUUCCGUGCAUCUGCAUUGAUGGAUGACAAUAUCAUGCACAAGUAUACUAAGACCGCUUCCGAACCACGUCACUACGUCCAAUAUGAUCAAGGAGAAGACAGAUGGUUAAGUACAUUGCUUUUGAAACAAGGAUAUCGUAUCGAAUACGCCGCUGCGUCUGAUGCUGAAACAUACGCUCCGGAAGGAUUCGAAGAAUUUUUCAAUCAACGUAGACGCUGGACUCCUUCGUCGAUUGCUAAUACAGUAGAUCUUCUGAUGGAUUACAAGAGAGCUUCAGAAAAUAAUGACGCCAUUUCAUAUGCCUACAUCGCCUAUCAAUUCCUUGUGAUCUUCUUCUCAAUGCUCGGACCUGCCAUUAUAUUCACUAUGCUCGUAUUCGCCCAAGUUGCUGCUUUUGAACUUCGAGGAUCUGAUGUGAUGCUCUAUAAUGGAAUUCCGAUAGGAUUUUUCAUUGUUCUUUGUUUCACAACAGAGUCGAAUAUUCAACUUAUCUAUGCCAAGUACAUGUCGAUUGCGUACGCGUUCGUAAUGUUGGCUGUGUUAGUCGCUACCAGCAGUCAAAUUGUUCUCGAGACUGUUCUCGCUCCUACAUCUCUCUUCAUUGUCACAAUGGUCGGAAUCUUCUUCUUUGCUGCAUGUCUUCAUCCAAAAGAAUUCACGAAUAUUAUCCAUGGUGUCGUAUUCUUCCUCAUGAUUCCAUCUACAUAUGUGUUCCUCACUUUAUAUUCGCUCAUCAAUCUCAACGUUAUCACGUGGGGAACUCGUGAAGCUGUCGCUAAGGCAACGGGACAAAAGACGAAAAAAGCGCCUAUGGAACAAUUUAUAGACAGAGUGAUUGAUAUUGUGAAAAAGGGAUUCAGAUUAAUCAGUUGUCGGGAGAAGAAGGAACAUGAAGAGAGACGAGAGAAAAUGGAAAAGAAAAUGCAGAGAAUGGAGCUAGCCUUGAGAAGUAUUGAGAGUGGUGCCGACGUGAAGAAAAUUCUCGAUGCAACAGAGGAGAAGGAGAAACGUGAAGAAGAAACUCAAACUGCAGAUUUUCCGAUUGAAGAGAACGUAGAGAAGACUCAAAAAGAGAUUCAGAAGGCAAACCGUUAUGUGUGGAUGACAAGUCAUAGCUUGAAAGUUUGUGAACGAGGAAAACUGAAAAGUGCGGAAAAGGUUUUCUGGAACGAGCUCAUCAAUGCAUAUCUGAAACCGAUCAAGACGACGCCAGCUGAAAUGAAAGCCGUCGCCGAAGGAUUGGCUUCUCUACGAAAUCAGAUUGCUUUCACUAUUCUUCUCGUUAAUUCUCUUCUUGCUCUUGCCAUCUUUUUGAUUCAGAAACACAAAAAUGUGCUCAGCAUCAAGUUCUCGCCAAUCAAAAACUUCCGAUGGACGAAAAUGAAUGAGAUGACUGGACAAUACGAGGAAACCGAUGAACCAUUAAAAAUAGAUCCACUUGGAAUGGGAAUUGUUGUUUUCCUUCUAAUUAUUCUUUUUGUUCAAACUCUCGGAAUGCUUCUCCAUCGACUUAACACUAUGAUAGGAGCUUUCCAAGAAGUGAAAAAUUUGUACGAAUACGGAGUUUCACCAGUGAUAAAUACAAAGAAUGAUGAUGAGAGGAUUAUGAAUAAUGCUCGUCUAAUGAUUAAUUCUCUCGGUGUCAGUACUGGACACGCUGCCGACGGCUAUACAAGGCAUCGCGGAGAGGAAUCCGAUACCGGCAAUGUUCUCUACAAACUUCAAAAGGCUCGUCUCGCAAAGCGAAUGCAAAGAAGUGCACUUUCCACAACUGAAUAGUGCUAAAAUUGAUUUUUAUUUUUUAUUUAUUGCAUACCAAUUAGUAUUAUUAUUAUUGCAUGCUCUUACCUCAUCUCUCGCCUUUAUUAACUUCUGUUGAAUGAAUUUGUAACUAAAAUAAAGAAGAGGAAACUUUUCACCCUCUUUUUAAAUGAGAAACUUUAAGGGAUUAU
Molecule: messenger RNA, 4288 nt
Organism: Caenorhabditis elegans
Lineage: Eukaryota; Metazoa; Nematoda; Chromadorea; Rhabditida; Rhabditidae
Gene: chs-1
Product: Chitin synthase chs-1
Exons: 10
Coding region: 147-4115 (1322 amino acids)
Biological process (GO): chitin biosynthetic process
Cellular component (GO): plasma membrane
Molecular function (GO): hexosyltransferase activity; chitin synthase activity
Source: RefSeq, marked reviewed